Messenger RNA from Nymphaea colorata (pocket water lily), 650 nucleotides. RefSeq names its product 10 kDa chaperonin, mitochondrial-like. Gene Ontology annotation, molecular function: protein-folding chaperone binding; ATP binding; protein folding chaperone. Bases 153 to 446 code for a protein of 97 amino acids. NCBI's taxonomy places the organism in Eukaryota, Viridiplantae, Streptophyta, Magnoliopsida, Nymphaeales, Nymphaeaceae. The transcript is spliced from 3 exons. Gene Ontology annotation, cellular component: mitochondrial matrix. The record is from RefSeq and is a predicted model, not a curated record.
CCACAAGCUAAACCCCAGUUGUGUAGUGUCAGCACGUGGUAAGGCACGCUAAAACCCUACCUGUGGCCUGAAGUCGACUGUGAACCAUAAAACCUCGUUCUCUCUCCGCAACUUCUGCACACGCACGACGCCUGACCGGAGAGGAAAGAGCAAUGGCGAAGCGUCUCAUUCCAAACCUGAACAGGGUUCUGGUGGAAAAGAUUCUGCCUCCCUCCAAAACCAACGCCGGCAUUCUGCUCCCAGAGAAGACCACCAGAUUGAACUCGGGGAGAGUGGUCGCUGUUGGUCCAGGUGCUCGUGAUAGAGACGGCAAUGUUAUUCCUGUUUCUGUGAAGGACGGGGACACUGUGUUGUUGCCUGAAUACGGGGGGACUGAAGUAAAGCUCGGCGAUAAAGAGUAUCAUCUAUUUAGGGAUGAAGACAUCUUGGGGACUCUGCAUGAUUGAUGUACAAGUCAUCUUGAUCAAGAGUUUAAGUAAUACGCUUUCUUGCUCCGUCGAAACUCUUCUGAUUUUGGUUUAGGCACUUGCCAAUAUGGUUAGCGUGCCAAACUGUAACUUGCACAUUGCUGAUGGAAGGACAACCCUGUACGAUCAGCUUUCUUACCCCAGUUUUUCUAUGAAAUAUACGUGAGCAAACAUUUUUUGUUA